AUGAAGACCUUUAUUGCGCUGUUUCUCCUCAACUCCUUUCCUGGAAUCUCAGCCGCCGUCUCGAACCCAUUCGACGGCGUCGAUCCUGCCACUGUCCGGUGUGACGCUGAGUAUCUCAAUGACGCGGGUGCUCAAGCCUCGGAUCGCUGGGCUGCGGCCGGCGCGGAAUGGGCAUUGGAGACAACCAACCUCGACUGGGGAUGGUACCAGGGAAGUGCUGACGGCGAUCGCCUCGGUUAUUCUGAAUUCGUUGGAAACGCUUUCAACUCCAAAGACUUGAUGAUCUGCCAGAAUAUGGGUGACGGCCCGUGUCAAAGCACAGUGACCUGCAGCGAGGUCAACCGACCAGCUGGGUUCCUGAUUCUGAAUUCCUUUGUUUCACUGCACGUGAUGCACCGUAAUGUCUGGGAAGGUCUCGGAAGCGCCAUGAACGAGAUGCAAAACUCCAUGAGUCUUUUCCAGCAGACCUUUUCGCCAGCUGCGACACCACCUAAGUCUUCCGGAUGGCUCUCGGAUCUCAUCACCGUCUUCCAGUUCGCCGUCGGCAUUGGGUCCGCAUACAUAUGGAAUAUCGCCAUCAAGGAGGCCCAACUUAUUUCAAAUGCCGGCUAUCAUGCAGUUGCCCAAGAAUCUGCAAACGGUGCCAUCGGCAUGGCGUUCACCAUCGGAAAAAACCAUCUUCCCACAGCUACUGCUCCAGAAAUCCAGAACGACCUCACCCUCUCAAUGGGAAUCCUCUUCGAAGCUUGGCUGGACGCCGAGACAGACUUCUUGAAUCAACUCUUCUCUGGUACUACUGAGGCUCUUGUCAUUCUACAGGGUCUGGUGAAGGACGGCAUCUCUCUUGAACUGACUCGACACCUCGACCUUGGUACCUUUGUUGAAGAAGCUCAGAAAAUCGUCUACUCACAACUUGUCCCAAUUGCCUGGAAGGCUAGUUCCAAGCAAGAAAAGAAAUGGCCGUAUAAGAUGCAGCCGAUGAUCCUGAUGGAGCCAGCUGAUUGUGUCAUCUCUGGUGACGAGUUGCCCGAUUACAUAUCCUGGGAUAAUGCAGCCAACAUGUCAGUCUGCUACGACGGGCACACGUUCUUCCUCGGAUUCCCAACCUGGAAAGGAGAAGUAGGCGACUUCUAUCCUCUACCGGGUGGAACAAACGGCGAGCUUGACGGCAAGAAAUGGGGCGGCCUUACUAUUGAGGACAUGGUCAUCAGCGCCUACGAAGGAUGGCGUCUGAACGGCGGCAAGAUGGGCUACGAAAUCCCAGACAACUCCAAGGUCAUCGACGGAGCGGGCACCGAGGGCGGCCUCAUUCUGGAAAACGGCAUUCGCACACCGAGCUUCAUCAACCUGCCGAUUUGCACCAGGCGGAGAUCUCGGGCAGCGGUGGAAGAGUUCAUAGAGAAAGAUGCUAUUCGCAUGAUUCUCCCCGGCGACGACCUUGGGGAUAUGCCCUGUGGGGAUGGCUCCCUGAUGGAGGAUGAGAUGGGAGAUUGGGGGUUUUAGCGAAAUAUGGUUGAGUGAUUCUGGCUCUUCUGCUACAUCUAAGAAACGAUGCAAUCCUCCAUCAAAACCCCCAUAUA
Molecule: messenger RNA, 1580 nt
Organism: Ilyonectria robusta
Lineage: Eukaryota; Fungi; Ascomycota; Sordariomycetes; Hypocreales; Nectriaceae
Exons: 7
Coding region: 1-1503 (500 amino acids)
Source: RefSeq, a predicted model, not a curated record